Molecule: messenger RNA, 921 nt
Organism: Protopterus annectens (West African lungfish)
Lineage: Eukaryota; Metazoa; Chordata; Ceratodontiformes; Protopteridae
Product: olfactory receptor class A-like protein 1
Exons: 1
Coding region: 1-921 (306 amino acids)
Biological process (GO): G protein-coupled receptor signaling pathway
Cellular component (GO): membrane
Molecular function (GO): pheromone receptor activity
Source: RefSeq, a predicted model, not a curated record
AUGGAAAUUCAGCACUUCAUUAAAGGGAUCGUUUUUUCGCUGACAGCUUUCAUUGGACUUUGCGGUAAUACAUUGAUUCUAAUGUCCUUGUCAAGUAUUGCCUACCAAGAAAAGAAGAUUAUGCCAGCAGAGAUAAUACUUGUCAACUUGGCUGUGUCACACCUUGUUCUUUUGAUAACACUUGGGCUUCCUCACUCCCUUUAUGAGUUUGGAGUGAAAUAUUUCAAAACAGACCUUGACUGCAAGUUUGAUGCCUACUUUUUAAGAGUUUCUAGAAUUAUGUCUAUUGGUCUAACCUGUCUUCUCAGCUGUUUCCAAUGUGUGACUUUGAUUUCUUCUCAUCCAACCUGGGGUCUUUUAAAAGCAUGGCUUCAAAAAAAUAUUAUUUCCAUACUUUUGGGUAUAUGCAUGCUCAGCAUGGUCUCCAGUAUCAGUUCUGCUCUCUAUCCGGUUAUUAACACAAACCUUACAGAUCAACGUCCUGCGUUCAAUCUAGGCUACUUUUAUGUGGUUUAUCCUAAUAGAUUUGUAUAUCAGCUUAUUGGUUUUAUCAUGUUUUCUCGAGAUUUAGUAUUUAUGACGUUAAUGGCUUUAGCCAGUAUGUAUAUUUUGUUAGUUUUGCACCGACACAGCAAACAGAUGAAGGGAAUGCGGAGUACUGACCAAACAAAUACAGCUGAGCGACAGGCAGCUAAGAUGGUUGUAACUUUUGUUGUAUUGUAUGUUCUGUUUUUUGGCAUAGAUACCUCUCUUUGGUUUUACCAGACAUCCAUUUCAAAUGAAGGUCCUCCUGCUAUAAAUGACAUUCGACAUUUCCUGACAUUUUGCUUUCCAUCUGCAUUUCCAAUGAUUCUCAUUACGUUCAAUCAGAAGGUUAGAUGCAAAUUAACAUGUUUUGCACUGAAACAUUCAGAUAUUUAA